GAAGGCGCAACAGCUCCGAUUUUGAAAUUCCCAACACCGCCCUCCAGUUGAAAAGAUUUCCAAAAAAUUUAAACACAUCUAAGCCCAUGUAUGUGAAGUGAAAUUCGGUUUUGGCAUUCGGCAUUGGUUGAGUGGCGCUUUUUUCUGGAUAUUUUUCAAAAGAAUCAAGGAUUAUUUUACCAUGGAUUGGAGCAACUACAUGAUUUGAGCUUGAUAUAUUUUAGAUUUCAAAGUGCGGCGGCGGGAUCUCCACAUUUUGGGUCAAGGACACGACGGGUUAUAUAGUCGCAGAUGUCACCAACCGGUCAUAUAUCCAAAUCAAAGACGCCCACGCCACACGAUAACGAUAACAAUAGCAUCAGCGACGAGCGCGAAACAUGGAGCGGCAAAGUGGAUUUUUUAUUAUCGGUUAUUGGAUUCGCCGUCGAUUUAGCAAACGUCUGGAGAUUUCCCUAUUUGUGCUACAAAAAUGGCGGUGGCGCCUUUCUUGUGCCCUACGGCAUUAUGCUGGUGGUCGGUGGCAUUCCGCUCUUCUAUAUGGAAUUGGCCCUGGGUCAGCACAAUCGUAAGGGAGCCAUAACUUGCUGGGGUCGCUUGGUGCCCCUCUUCAAAGGAAUUGGAUAUGCCGUGGUGCUGAUUGCCUUCUAUGUGGACUUCUACUACAAUGUGAUUAUUGCCUGGUCGUUGCGCUUCUUUUUUGCAUCCUUCACCAGCUCGCUGCCUUGGACGUCGUGUAAUAAUAUUUGGAACACGCCAAACUGCAGACCGUUCGAGAGCCAAAAUGCAUCUCGUGUUCCGGUUAUUGGUAACUACAGUGACUUGUAUGUCAUGGGAAAUCAGAGCCUGCUCUAUAAUGAGACCUACAUGAAUGGUUCCAGCUUGGACACGACAGCGGUUGGCCAUGUGGAGGGUUUUCAGUCCGCAGCAUCAGAAUAUUUCAAUCGCUACAUUUUGGAGCUGAACCGCAGCGAGGGAAUCCACGACUUGGGCGCCAUUAAGUGGGACAUGGCGCUGUGCCUUCUGAUUGUCUACCUGAUCUGCUACUUCUCCCUGUGGAAGGGCAUCAGCACUUCGGGCAAGGUGGUGUGGUUUACUGCCCUCUUCCCCUAUGCAGUGCUACUGAUUCUACUGAUCAGGGGCCUCACACUGCCCGGAUCCUUUCUGGGCAUUCAGUAUUAUCUUACGCCCAACUUCAGUGCCAUCUACAAGGCUGAGGUGUGGGUGGAUGCCGCCACCCAGGUGUUUUUCUCAUUGGGUCCCGGAUUUGGAGUGCUGCUGGCCUAUGCUUCCUAUAAUAAAUACCAUAAUAAUGUAUACAAGGAUGCUUUGUUAACCAGUUUCAUCAACUCGGCUACCAGCUUUAUAGCCGGCUUUGUGAUAUUCUCCGUGCUGGGUUACAUGGCCCACACUCUGGGUGUAAGAAUUGAAGAUGUGGCCACCGAAGGACCUGGUCUGGUUUUCGUGGUCUAUCCAGCUGCCAUUGCCACCAUGCCGGCCAGCACUUUCUGGGCCCUCAUAUUCUUCAUGAUGCUGCUCACCUUGGGCUUGGAUAGUUCGUUUGGAGGCUCAGAGGCUAUAAUCACGGCGUUGAGCGACGAGUUUCCCAAGAUCAAAAGAAACCGAGAGCUGUUCGUAGCUGGACUGUUUUCACUUUACUUCGUGGUCGGCCUGGCCAGUUGCACCCAAGGUGGCUUCUACUUUUUCCACCUGCUGGAUCGCUAUGCUGCCGGCUACUCGAUUCUAGUGGCCGUGUUCUUCGAGGCAAUCGCGGUGUCCUGGAUCUACGGAACCAAUCGAUUUAGCGAGGACAUACGGGACAUGAUCGGCUUUCCACCGGGAAGAUACUGGCAGGUGUGCUGGCGCUUUGUGGCACCCAUUUUCCUGCUCUUCAUCACGGUGUACGGCCUGAUUGGCUACGAGCCAUUGACCUAUGCGGACUACAUAUAUCCCAGUUGGGCCAACGCGCUGGGAUGGUGCAUAGCGGGUUCCUCGGUUGUGAUGAUUCCCGCCGUGGCGAUAUUCAAACUGCUUUCCACGCCGGGCAGCCUGCGUCAGCGGUUCACCAUUUUGACCACACCCUGGCGGGAUCAGCAGUCGAUGGCAAUGGUGCUGAACGGGGUCACCACCGAGGUCACCGUGGUGCGACUGACCGAUACGGAAACCGCCAAGGAGCCCGUCGAUGUCUGAGUUCGACCAGUGGCCCGUUUUCAAAUUUACUACGUUUAGAUUUGGAAAUUUACCAACAACCGAUGUUCACGUACAUGUGUAAUUGUGGCAUUGCAGGAAUGCAGUAUUGUAGGAGGAGAGUUUGUGUUUUUGGUUCGACAUUUGGCGCAGGUCCUGGAGGAUCGGCAAAUUUCGCAAACAACGUACUUAGGUUUCGGCACCAAAGAGGAAAACCAACAAGCUACAAAGCAACAGCUUCAAACCAUAAGUUCUAAGUUAAGAUUAGCUUGUAGUUCGUAUGGUUAAUGCCAGUUAUAGCAUACUCAUAUAUACGAUGCUGUGUAGAUAAUACCAAGUCCGAAAGUGCGAAACAUAUUGAACGCGUCAGUUAAUCCACCAAGAAAUCCAGCUUGAGAGAAUGUUUGCAUAUGCCAAUGGAAUUAACGACACGAUCGUGGCUCAAAUUGGGCACAGAAUCUGUACAUACACAAGUCGAUGAUGUAAAAGCUUUAAACACGUUAUAGGAUAUCUCAUGGAACUGAAGCAAAAGCUGCCAGAGUUGAACUACAAAAUCCCCGCAAACAGCCAUGUUGGGAUUUUGUCAUAUGCAAAGGUUUGUUCUAGACUAAUUUACCCCGUCCAAAGAACUACGAUUGUUUGCUUAAAGCAGCCAUUUUAAGCAAUCAAUUGCGAGUUAUAAAAGCAUUCCCGUUUGUAAACUGAUUUCUGUAUAUAGAUAUAUGAUAUUUUAGCAUUGUUUUAAG
Drosophila teissieri is the source of this 2930-nucleotide messenger RNA. It is a transcript of the gene DAT, whose product is annotated as sodium-dependent dopamine transporter. Gene Ontology annotation, molecular function: dopamine:sodium symporter activity. Gene Ontology annotation, cellular component: neuron projection; presynaptic membrane; neuronal cell body membrane. Gene Ontology annotation, biological process: dopamine uptake involved in synaptic transmission; sodium ion transmembrane transport. The transcript is spliced from 8 exons. The coding region runs from base 292 to 2187 and encodes 631 amino acids. NCBI's taxonomy places the organism in Eukaryota, Metazoa, Arthropoda, Insecta, Diptera, Drosophilidae. The record is from RefSeq and is a predicted model, not a curated record.